UUAGUACCGUUUCGAACGUUAGCGGCUGCCGAUGUAAGCCACAUUGCAUCUUUUUUGGCUUGCAAAAGUGAUCGCGAUCGUGAACUUUUUUUUUCUUUCUUUCACCCCUCUGUGAUUGAGAAGCCCCAUUAAGGAGAAAGUGUGUGGUGAACGAGGGAGAAGAUGUGGCCAACACCCACGAGUCCCUUCAAGGGCCGGGGAAAGAACACACAACAAUCAUCGGCAGUCUUCAUUAUCCUUGUAAUCCUCCAGAUUGUAUCCUCUGUGAGCGCUCAUAAGAGAGAAUGCGAUUGCAAAGGGCUAAAGGGGACAAUGGGGCAAAUGGGAACUCCGGGUUUGCCAGGUCAGGAGGGUCCUCAUGGAGAUGUAGGCCCUAUGGGACCAACAGGACGACCAGGAGACUAUGGUGAUAAUGGAGAGCAUGGAAUGCUUGGCGAGAAAGGCUUCAGGGGUGAAAAAGGUAUGCCGGGAUACUUUGGUAUUCCUGGCUACAAUGGAACUCAGGGAGAAGGUGGAGAUCGUGGGCCACGGGGAUUAGAUGGAUGCAAUGGAACUGAAGGCACCAUGGGUAGCCCAGGAAUGCCAGGAAGACCAGGUGUACGUGGCCCACCGGGUUAUGAUGGAGCACCUGGGCCAAGGGGUGAUGCCGGAGAGGGUGGCAUUAAUUCCAAAGGCACCAAAGGUGAUCGUGGUGAUUCCGGUGCCGAUGGACGACCAGGAGAUCGUGGGUAUCCCGGUGAAAUUGGCAUGAAGGGUUACCAAGGAAUGCCAGGAUUUGAUGGCGUUCCUGGUGGAAUGGGCGAUAAAGGUGAACGUGGAGAAGAUUUUCAAAUAGAUAUGAGAAUGGUGGAAGGUGAUCGAGGACCACCAGGGGAGACAGGAGAUAAAGGAGACAGUCUCAUACCACCAUUAACUUCGAAGAAUGAAACUGUAACAAAGGGAAUUAUAGGGGAGAAAGGUGAAAAGGGCUAUAUGGGUGAUUUUGGUCCAAGGGGUAGUGAGGGGCGUCAAGGAUGGCCAGGUGAGCCAGGUCUCAAGGGCUACCGUGGUGAGGAAGGAGAAAUAGGAGAUCGUGGCAAGAGUGGCAAGGAUGGGCCACCAGGACCAUCUGGCGAGAAGGGACACAAAGGAGCCCCAGGAUAUGCCGGCUAUGAUGGAGCUGAUGGUUUGAAAGGUGAACCCGGAGAGCCAGGGCAUUAUGGUCUUCCGGGUGUUCAGGGUCCUCCAGGACCAAAGGGUAUUUACGAUCCGAAUCUCGAUGAACGACUACCAGGACCUCAAGGUCCACAGGGAGAAAUGGGGCAGAUUGGUGAACGUGGAAUGAAUGGAAUCCCAGGAGAGCCAGGCCGUAGGGGACUAACAGGUCUUCCUGGCCCACCUGGUGAUCCUGGAAUGCCAGGACCUCGAGGGAAAAAGGGAACUUCCAUAAAAGGUCAACAGGGUGAUUUUGGUGAAAGUGGGCCACCAGGGCCAAUAGGUCCUCCUGGUGAAGCUGGCCCUCCUGGUCGAUUAGGAUUAAAAGGAUUUCCCGGACGAAAUACAUACGGCCCGAAAGGCCUCCCCGGAAAUAAUGGGCAUGAUGGACAACAUGGAUAUCAGGGUGAUCGUGGUGAACCUGGAUUACCUGGCCCAAAGGGUCUUCCGGGAAUAGGUGUCAAUGUCACGGGCCCCCCAGGAGUACCUGGGCUUCCAGGAAGACGUGGAGUUCCAGGAGAUGAUGGCUAUGACGGUGUUCCCGGACCAAAGGGUGACAAAGGUCCUCGUGGAGAUGACUGCGGUCGUUGUAGCCCUGGUGCUCCUGGUUUGAAGGGUCUCAAAGGUGAUUCUGGACGUCCUGGCUUUCCCGGAAUGUACGGACGAAAGGGUUUCGUUGGGCCACGAGGAGAUCGCGGCAUAAUGGGUUUUCCUGGCUUGAAGGGACGUAAAGGAGUCGACGGGCCAUCCGGAAGCCCCGGUGAAACUGGAAGAGUUGGCCCAAAGGGUCGUCCUGGUGAGCUCAUAUUUGAAGGCAAUGUAGUUAAACCCGAUCAAGGUGAUCAGGGUGAUGAAGGAUAUCCCGGAGACGUUGGAAAACCCGGAAGGCCAGGAGAAGUUGGACUUCCCGGAAAGUUUGGAGCUCGCGGCGAAAAAGGUCUACAAGGACUCGAUGGAAUACCCGGAAUUCCCGGCAGAGAUGGCGCACCAGGACGUGAUGGACGAGAUGGACUUCCAGGAGAAAAUGCUAAUGUUCCCAUCUAUUUCCUCCAAGGAGAUCGUGGACUGGAUGGUGCCUGGGGUCAAAAAGGUGAUCAAGGUGUUCCAGGUCCAAGAGGUGAAGACGGUGACAUCCCAGCUUUGAAUGUAACAGAAGCAAAAGGAGAUAGAGGCUUACCGGGAGACAUUGGAGAACAGGGAUUAGACGGAAGGAAAGGCUGGGAUGGAUCUGUAGGACCUAUAGGUGUUCCAGGUAGGGAUGGAGACAUGGGCCCCGCGGGGGUAACAAUUCAAGGCCCUGAGGGAUUCAAGGGCUAUCCAGGAAUAAUUGGAGAUAUGGGACCAUCUGGAGAGCCUGGACUGCCUGGUAUUGAUGGGGAACCCGGAGAACCUGGUUUGGAGGGAAUGAAAGGAAGUAGAGGAGAAGCCGGAAGAGCAAUUCUCUUCGGAGAAAUGGGAUUUGAUGGAGAAGUUGGACCCAAAGGAAUUCCCGGUGAUGCAGGAUUUCCAGGUUUAUCUGGCAAUCGUGGCUUCCAAGGAGAUAAAGGCGCAAAAGGCAUAAAGGGAGAUGAUGGUCUAAUGGGAAUUCCCGGAAUCCCAGGAGUUCGUGGACAACGCGGUGAUAUAAUAUUCGGCAGAAGAGGUCCUCCUGGAUUACCAGGUCGCGACGGUUUACCCGCAUCGUAUGGGGAUAAAGGAGCUAGAGGAGAUCCAGGAUAUCAGGGAGCUAUUGGUAUUUUUGGUGCUAAAGGUGAUAUUGGUUUACCUGGAUUUUCUGGAAUGCCCGGAGAUGCUGGCCCACCAGGUGAGCCUGGCUUUGUUGGUAUUCCUGGAUAUCGUGGUUUAGAUGGUGAGCCAGGAGAGAGAGGUGAUCAAGGAGUACCCGGUAGAUUUGGCUACCCAGGCCGGCCAGGAAGUAUUGGAUUACAUGGGCCCAAAGGUCCUGUUGGUGAUCAAGGGCCACAAGGAGCUCCAGGACGUCCUGGAAGAGAUGGUGCAAAGGGUUUCAGAGGUGAUUUCGGUUUAAUGGGCUUACGUGGGCAAAGGGGUGAACCUGCAUUUAGUGGUGUGAAGGGUGAAGUGGGCGUUCAAGGAUUACAAGGACUCCCUGGAAUCCCUGGUCGUGUAGGAGCACCUGGGCUAAAAGGUGCAGAAGGUGAUGCAGGAGAAGUUUUCGAUGGAUAUCCAGGAGAGAAGGGUAUUCCCGGAGAUCAGGGUAGAGAUGGAAGAGAUGGAUAUUUUGGGCUGAAAGGAGAAAGAGGAGACACCGGAGAUAUUGGACUAAUUGGUGAAACAGGUGAAAUGGGACUUCCAGGAAGACCAGGCUUACGGGGAAUUGAUGGCAGGAAAGGCAUACCCGGAUUGUAUGGUACAGUUGGACUUCAUGGCGCCAAAGGUGAAAGUGGAGAUGUUGGAGAUAUGGGAUUCCCAGGAUUGGUUGGAUUACCGGGAGAUGUUGGAGAUCCUGGGCCACCAGGUCUAUUUGGAUUGCCUGGAGAGAGGGGUGAUAAAGGUUUCCCGGGUAUUCCUGGUAUAGUUACACCACGUCCUGCUCAGAAGGGUGAUCGAGGUGAUCGUGGCCCCCACGGACAGACUGGGCCCAAAGGUGAACCGGGUAUUAAAGGACUUCCCGGAUUCCCUGGUCGAAAGGGUGCAAUGGGAGACUUUGGUGAACAAGGCUAUCCCGGUCCCGAUGGUUUCGUUGGGCGGAAAGGUAUCAUGGGAGAUAAAGGAUUGAGAGGUCUACGUGGUAUGGUUGGUGCAUUCAUUGAACCCGGAGAGCCAGGUCUUGCAGGAAUUGAUGGCUUCCCCGGGAGGCCUGGACAAGUAGGCCCGAAAGGCGUUCCUGGAGAUUAUGGUGAUAAUGGGCCACCAGGAGCUGUUGGUCUUCCCGGUGAAAGCUUUGACGGCAUAAAGGGUGUCUCAGGAGAUUUUGGCUUCCAAGGCCCCCCAGGACGUCCAGGAUUGCCAGGACUUCGAGGUGCAAUGGGAUAUCGCGGUGAUACUGGAUUCAAGGGAAUUCAAGGAGAUAUUGGAUUCAGUAUUCCGGGAAGACGAGGAGAACCGGGGGAUCAAGGUCUUGCAGGGCCACCUGGUUAUGAUGGAGCUAAAGGAAUUCCCGGAUCACCCGGCUUACCUGGCCGUGCAGGUCCACGUGGCCCUACAGGUCCUCGGGGUCUUGAAGGUGACUCCGGAUGGAAUGGUGUUGAUGGGGAUGACGGUAUUCCUGGACUACGAGGAGAUCGAGGUGAUUCCUUCAGGUACGAACUCGCAAUUGCCGGAGAACCUGGAUUUGAUGGCUUCCCAGGGCGGAAGGGAUUGCAAGGAGAUAUGGGAGAUAUGGGUCCGACUGGCUUCAUUGGCCUCCGGGGUCUCAAAGGGAUGAUGGGUGAUCAAGGAAUCCCUGGAUUAGUUGGAUUCGAUGGCAUUAAAGGUGAACGAGGUCUUCCGGGGCCACGCGGUCUCAAUGGGCUCGAUGGAUACCGUGGCCCUGCAGGUGAAGUUGGUGAUCCAGCCCCACCACCACCACCUGGAAGAUCUCGCGGUUUUGUCUUCACGCGUCACUCCCAAUCUGUGCACAUUCCGGACUGCACGGCAAACACCAUUAAGCUUUGGGAUGGGUACUCCUUGGCCAGUGUUAUUGGUGGUGGACAGACAGCUGGGCAAGAUUUGGGAUCAGCAGGAUCAUGCCUAAGGAAAUUCUCAACGAUGCCCUUCCUCUUCUGCGACGUUAACAAUGUCUGCAACUACGCCCAGAACAAUGAUGACAGCAUGUGGUUGGCUACUGGUGAGCCAAUGACCUUCUCCAUGGCACCCAUUCCAUCGCGAGAAGUUGAGAAGUACAUCUCCAGGUGUUCUGUGUGUGAAAGCCGAACGAGAGUUAUUGCAAUUCACAGCCAGUCUAUGACCAUACCAAACUGCCCGAAUGGAUGGGAAGAACUUUGGCUGGGCUAUAGUUACUUCAUGUACACUUCCGACAAUACUGGAGGCUAUGGUCAGGAUCUUCUAUCUCCUGGCUCAUGCUUGGAGGAAUUCCGGCAGAUGCCAGUGAUUGAAUGCCACGGCCAUGGACGAUGCAACUACUACGACCAAUUGAUGUCCUUCUGGCUCACAGUGAUUGAAGAUGGCAAUAUGUUCAAGAAACCUGUCCAGCAAACCAUUAAGAUGGAUCAGUCUUCCAAAGUCAGCAGGUGCACCGUUUGUCGCAAAAUUGAUCUAUCUCCACGUGCCCGCCCAGCAGAAUUCCCUGAUGCCUCAGCCCUUCUGAGGCCAGAAGAGAGGGUACGUCCACCGAUUCAGCCACCUCCUCGUCGGCAUCGCUUCCGACGUCCCGGUGCAAAUCGAAGACCGUGGAGACCCCAGCAAAAUUAGCAAUAUAUUAAAAAAAAGAAAAGAAAAAUGAUUAAAGAAUAAAAUUAAAUUCUAAUUCUUACUUAAAAAAAAAUUAACACCCCUCCUUCCCAAAAAUCACGAAUCCGUGACCAUUGCGAAAGUGAUAAAAAAACCCAUUGAAACCAAAAAUAAAGAAGAGGUGAAGCUGUUCUCUGUUGAUUAAUAAGCUUAAUGUGUAUGUAUAUAAAACAAUUAAUUUUUACUUUCCCUUCGCUUUGAGUCAAUUCUACAUAUUAUAUAUUUUCACUGCCUAUCAUAAAGCGAGUGGUAGAAGAAAUCGUCAAGAAAGAAAUUGAAUUGUAUAAUCCAUUCUGUGUAAGAAUAAAAAUUAAAAAUUUAUAAUUUUUCAAUAAAGAAAGAUAAAUAUUUUAA
Lutzomyia longipalpis is the source of this 5958-nucleotide messenger RNA. It is a transcript of the gene vkg, whose product is annotated as collagen alpha-5(IV) chain. The transcript is spliced from 8 exons. NCBI's taxonomy places the organism in Eukaryota, Metazoa, Arthropoda, Insecta, Diptera, Psychodidae. Gene Ontology annotation, cellular component: collagen trimer. Bases 163 to 5565 code for a protein of 1800 amino acids. Gene Ontology annotation, molecular function: extracellular matrix structural constituent. The record is from RefSeq and is a predicted model, not a curated record.